Molecule: messenger RNA, 3036 nt
Organism: Haliotis rubra (blacklip abalone)
Lineage: Eukaryota; Metazoa; Mollusca; Gastropoda; Lepetellida; Haliotidae
Product: thyrotroph embryonic factor-like
Biological process (GO): regulation of transcription by RNA polymerase II
Cellular component (GO): nucleus
Molecular function (GO): DNA-binding transcription factor activity, RNA polymerase II-specific; RNA polymerase II cis-regulatory region sequence-specific DNA binding
Source: RefSeq, a predicted model, not a curated record
GGUUGAACCUAUAGUGGUAAGAACACGUACAGUCUGUUGAGGGUGGAAGGAUACGCUUGCGGAGACAGAAAACUCGCAAAAAUGGCAAAUUACGGAAUGUUUAAUAGCGGGUUGACCCUCAAGGCACUGCUAGAAAACCCCGAGCUUCAAAGCCCACCAGUAGCAAACACAGAGAAGGACAAGAAAGUUGGCAAAGAUGGCAUGUAUGAUUCUGGGUCAGCCUUCCUUGGCCCAAACUUGUGGGACAAGACCUAUGACAGUACAGACUUCAACUUGGAGUACAUGGAUCUGGAUGAGUUCCUUUCCGAGAAUGGCAUCCCGAUCAAUCUGGACAAUGUCUUGAAUGGGACUGAUGUGACUAGUCCUGAAGCGUCCAAGAGCCCACCCAGUAAUGGCCAGCGGAGCCCCAAAGCAUCACCUUUGCCCUUUGUAUCACGAUCACCUCCGCCGAGUCAGAUUCAGCCAUCGCCGAGUCAGAUUCAGCCAUCGCCGCAACCGUCUCCACUUCCAUCACCUCCACAGUCACCGCCACAGCCCGUGACCCCCGUUGCCACGUAUGACAACCUACCAGCAUCACCUGCAUCAGCUCUAGCAGAAAGUAAGCUUGGUGAGUCGAAGGCCCCUGAAUCGCCCCUGUCGAUGACCUCUUCAACAGCUUACAGUCCUGUAGGAAGUCCAGCUGCCAGUCCUAAAUCUAUUGACUUUUCUGUGUCUCAAGAUGAUUUGACUCUCGUUAAUGUCGAAGGUCAAGAGAACUUCGAUCCUCGUAAGAGGGCAUUUUCAGAGGAGGAGUUGAAACCUCAGCCAAUGAUAAAGAAAUCAAGAAAGAUCUUUGUCCCUGACGACAAUAAGGACGACAAGUACUGGUGUCGGAGGAAGAAGAACAAUGUGGCAGCUAAACGGUCCCGGGACGCCAGGCGCAUCAAGGAGAACCAGAUAGCCAUGAGAGCUUCAUUCUUGGAGAAGGAAAACUCAGUUCUUCGCACCGAACUUGAAAAAAUUAAAAAAGAAAACUCACAAUUGAAGCACUCACUGGCCAAGUACGAGCCUGGAAAAUCAUAAGUAUGAUGAGAGAAAGCUGAUCAGUCUCUGCGAAGAUUGUACAGUGUUGAGUGAUUGGUUGUGGAUGUGUCCACUGUAUGAUGCUGUGAUGAGGAGGAUGGCGUGAGACUGUUGGUCAUCAGUGCUUAACCUCACGUGGUGAGCUAGUUCGACACAGUUUCAGACGAGUAGCUGUUACACGUUGUGCCUUGUCUUGUUGUUUGUUUCUUGGCCUCUCAAGUGCAUCAUCAUUCCAAGAGUACAUGUUGCAUUAAACAUAGCCACUACAGUUCAACAUUUACCUUGUGGUUGAUAUUUUAUUCUGUUUUUCUUGUGUAUAGUGCUUGAUUUGUGUUAAGAAGAGACACAGCUGUAAUUUGGGUGUGCAUAGUACACAUGGAAUGAAUUUUUAUGGACAUUUCUCAACCAAAACACAAGUUUGUGUUUUUUGUCAACAAACCAGAACUGAAGUACUCAUGAUAGUUCUGUCACUGCCUUGGUUUGAAAAUUAUUUAUCUGUACUUAAUAUAUUGUAUUAAUUUCAUUCAAGAUAUGUUUAUUAAAAAAACAACCAUGAUGACAUCACCAGUACUGAAACUCAAACAGCCAGAGUGUGGUUAACAAUUUUCUUCCAAAACAAGGAGGGUGAAUAUUAUACACAAGAAAAAAAGGUUUGAUUUACGGAUUGUUACAUCAAAACUUCACGAUCAUGGUAAAAAAUUAAAUAACAGCAAGAUUCUUCAGCUGAUGCCAUGAUAUAACUGACUUCCUGUCCAAGGUAACCAUGGUUACUGAAGUCCAUAUCUUUUGUGCAAUUUGUAUUCUUAAUUUCCUUUUAUUCGUACCAUUUUGCCGCUUAGCUAAUAUAGUAUGACACUGUGUUUCCAUUGCUGAGAGUACAUAUGGCGAAUGUGGGUCUCUUACAGCAAUAAUUGUAUGAUGCUGUGUAACUCGAGGUUGUGGAAUGUGGCUUUAAGAUAGACUCCACACACUGUGUGAACCCUAUCAUUGAAACAAUGUGUGGAGCAGAUACCACAUGGGUACAGAAUAUAAAAGACUUUGCUUUUAACAUAUGUUAUCUCAUCUCUUAAUGGUUUGUUUCCCACUUUGUCAAACAAGGCCAUUACGUGAUGUGUUGGUUAAGAAAACGACUAAAAUUGCGAUCAGCUGUAUGUAUUCAUGGCGAUGGAGGAAUAUAGUGUACACAAUCCGUUAAGUGGUGAUUCAAUGGAAGAUCAAAAGAUUAGUUGUGCGACAAGCAGCACCAUCUGUUAUGUGAUCUAGUUAUUGUUAUCUUGAAAACAUUGAAAGCAGAGUAAUCUGUGAUCUAUGACUAUUUUUGUAGUUAUAAAAAAGAUGUCCAAUGUUCAAAUAUGAAUAUGCAUGUACUGCCAGUAAUGUGUGUCACAUUAAUUGCCACGCUUGUGUUUAGCCAUAGAACUAUGUCAGUGUUCAUGAAUAGCGUCUGACCCUCUGACAAAUCCGGCAGAUUCGCCGAUGGUCUGGUGGAAGUCUACCACCUGCCGGCCCCAGUGUCCGACUGUAUAUUUCACAAUGACUUUGACUGAAGUUGUCGUAUGUGACACAUCACACUUGUUUGCUGUUUACAAAUUUUACGUUUGUAAAUAAUUUCAAUGCCACUUAUAAGAAGUGUUAAAUCUGAAAUGUGUGUUUAAUUUUUGUUCUAUGGGUCCUGUGAAUUUUCAGUGGGUCAGACAGACCUCUGAAACUUACAGGAUGCAAUGCCCUGUUACUUGGAAACACCUUUCGUGAACACUGCUAUGUUGCAUUUGGAUGUAUAUAUUUCAGUCGCUGACAACGACUUAACAGGGAUUAUUUUGAUUUGAUUUGUACUAUCCGGUCCAGUUGGUAAUUGAAUAAAUAAUUUAUGAGUGAUAUCUUGGUAUUUGAUUCACUAAUUAGGCAGUAUUUGAUGCAUUUGGCCAUAAACCCAAAAAGAAUUCAGCAACCAACUACCAGUUUUUGAUAGGUGGA